GGAGCGGGAGGGACCCUGCCUGCUGCAGCCCCGCGCGUCCCGGCCGCCGAGGUCGCCGCCACAGCCACCGCCUCCGCUGCCGCCGCAUCUCGGGACGGGGCAGCCGCUCCCCAGAUCCAGUCCCAGUCCCAGCCUCAGCCUCCGCCCGUCGCACCCUCCUUUUCAGCCCGGGCCGGCCGGCCGGCCAGCUCCGCUCUCUGCCCGCCCCCAAGGGCCCCGAGGAUGCCGAAGCCGACACUGCUCCUGCGGGGGGGUUGGGACCGCAGCCCCGGGGACACGGAGCUGGGGCGCCAGUUCCGGGACUGGUGUCUCCGGACCUACGGAGACUCAGCUAAGACCAAGACGGUCACUCGUAGCAAAUACCAACGGAUCGCCGAGGUCCUGCAAGGCGGGGGCAGCGGGACCACGGGUGCCGGCAACGGCGGCCCCUCGUCCGGGGAGAAAGGCAAGUUCCAGUUUUGGGUCCGCUCCAAGGGCUUUCGGCUGGGGACCAGCAGGGAGCCGAAGAUGGGUCAAGUGGUGUAUGUGCCGGUGAAAACUGGAACGGGGGCAGAUGGACUGUCGGAGCCUGAGGGCAUCUCUCUGAAACGGGUAGCUGUGGUGGAAGAUUUCUUUGACAUCAUCUACUCCAUGCAUGUGGAGAGCUCUGCAGAGCCAGGCAAAACCCCCAAGCAUGCUGGGCAGAAGAAAACCUACCGAGCGAUUGCAGAAACCUACGCUUUUCUCCCAAGGGAGGCUGUGACCCGGUUCCUGAUGAGCUGCACAGAAUGUCAAAAGAGGAUGCACUUUAACUCCAAUGGGUUAGAGCCCAAAGAAAAUGAACCUCCUUCCCCUCUGGUUUCUGGGAUCAUCGACUAUAACAUGCCCCUCACCUCAACAUACCUGAAGCAGAUGAAGCUACGAGUAAUGAAUUCCCAGGAGCAGGAUGAGACUUCCGUGAGCAGUGAGGAUUUUGAUAUGAAUGACUCCACAUGGAUGUCAGCUGAUCAACAUCUAAGCUCCAGCUUGAGCCCCAGCCAGGACGAGAGGAUGCGGAGCCCACAGCACCUCCCUAGCCAGGAGGAUGAUGACUCCUCGUCAGAGAGUUGCAGUGGGAAUGGCUCCUCGACUUUGAACCCCUCCACCUCCAGCAGUACCCAGGGGGACACCUCCUUCCCCGAGAUGAAUGGUAAUGGCACCGUUGCCCCCAUGGACUUCACAGCAUCGACGGAGGACCAGCCUAUCAACCUCUGUGACAAGCUCCCACCCUCCCAUAUCCCUCCCUCUUACCCAGCAGAUAGCUGCAGCGCCGAUGGGCUUCGGAGCAGGGUGAAGUAUGCUGUAAAGACAACCCCAGAGUCCCCUCCAUAUAGCUCUGGGAGUUAUGACUCCAUCAAAACAGAGGUCAGCGGUUGCCCUGAGGACCUGACUGUGGGUCGGGCUCCCACAGCUGAUGAUGAUGAUGAUGACCACGAUGACCAUGAGGACAAUGAUAAGAUGAAUGAUUCAGAGGGGAUGGACCCUGAGCGUCUCAAGGCCUUCAAUAUGUUCGUGCGUCUUUUCGUUGAUGAGAAUUUGGACCGUAUGGUGCCCAUCUCCAAGCAACCCAAGGAGAAGAUACAGGCCAUCAUAGAGUCCUGCAGUCGCCAGUUCCCUGAGUUUCAGGAACGAGCCCGCAAACGUAUCCGCACUUACCUCAAAUCCUGCCGUCGUAUGAAGAAGAAUGGCAUGGAAAUGACCAGACCCACUCCUCCCCACCUGACCUCAGCCAUGGCUGAAAAUAUCCUGGCAGCUGCAUGCGAGAGCGAAACAAGAAAAGCAGCCAAGAGGAUGAGACUGGAGAUCUACCAGACAUCCCAGGAUGAGCCCAUCGCUCUUGACAAGCAGCAUUCCAGGGACUCUGCAGCCAUCACCCACUCGACCUACUCACUGCCAGCUUCCUCAUAUGCCCAGGAUCCUGUCUACAUCAAUGGCAGCCUGAACUACAGCUAUCGCAGCUAUGGGGCUUUGGGCAGCAGUCUGCAGCCCCCAACUUCCCUCCAGACAGGAAAUCACAGUAACGGUCCUACAGAUCUCAGCAUGAAAGGCGGGGCUGCCUCCACCACCGCCACCACCACCACUACCACCACCACCACCUCGUCCUCCUCCUCCUCUUCCAGCAACAGCACCAGCCGGGGCAUGGCCACUGCCCAGCUCAGCCCCACGGAGAUCAGCGCAGUGCGGCAGCUCAUCGCUGGCUACCGAGAGUCUGCCGCCUUUCUCCUGAGGUCUGCGGACGAACUGGAAAACCUCAUAUUGCAGCAAAACUGACGCCCCAGCGCCCGGAGAGCUCCUGUGUCACAUGACAAUUUCCACCCUAGAGAAAGGGGCUGCCCCCAGCUGAGGACCUGGCGUCUUCUUUCCCCUCUAGCUGGUACAUUUUAUUUAAAGAAAAAAAAUGGGUGGAACCUAAACGAGCUGUUUCUACACACACUCCAAGCACCUGGGACUUUGGGCACAAGGACACUUUUUAUUUGUUUUGAAUCUCACCACACAGGUGCACUUACCUGCUUGGAAGAAGCCAAACGGGCAGCUUUGGAGGGGGUUUGAACUUUCUUGACAGGGAGCUUGGGAGCUGUGGCCGUAUUUAGAGUAACCUUCGUGGACCCUGACGUUAGAAUCCCAUCCCCAGAUAAUUACCUUUCAAGUCUUAGGUGAGCAGAAUUGCAUAUUUAUUGAGAAAAAACAAAAUGGACCCUCCUCCUCCUCCUCUACCCUUAGUAAUUUAUUUUUCUGAAAAUGGAUUCUUUUGUGUUUGUACAGAUUGCUAGUUUGUGUCUGUCUGAUCAGAAGGAAUUUAUUCCUACGAACUAACAUUCCAUAUCACUACAGUGACAGGGGUGGGCAGCAGGGCGGAGAGGCAGAAGGAGGCCGGCUUCUCCCGGGGCCCAGGACCUGGAGCUUGCAGCCCACCUCCCCCGCAGUCAGCCGCCAGGAGACUGAACUGCACCCACUAGCUGUCGUGUCUAGACUCAGAUAUGCUCUCAAUCAGACCCCACUGCUGCUACAGGAACACAGUCUCCUCCAGUCAGUAACCUCAGCAUGGGCAGCGCCAAGUGGAAGGACCUCACACACAUGUAACCCCCCGCAGACAAACCCCCCUCCAUCCCAGACCCACUGCCGCGGCAGUCCCAGUUCUGCAAACCCCCUCACACGGUCACCGUCUGUCUUCUACCUCACACUCCAGCGUGGGCUUUUCCCAGAACGGACGUGCCCUGAGCCUGCUCAGAAUGGCUGUUCCCCAGCUUUCCCCGCCCCCAGUACCUUGAUAUGAAGUGAAUCCAAAUUGGGUAUCUGAGAAACGACGGGCAGUGAGCUUCCCCCAAGUCCAAACCAGCAAAGCCAGACGCCGGGGCCAUAGACAGCCAGCUGCCGGCUCCCUGACAGACCUCCCCUCUCGCCCCUCCUGGGGCGGCGAAGACAGACCUUUCCUGGAGGACGGGGGAAGGGAAAUAGCUCCCGGCGCCCCUCGCAGGGAGAGCCCGAGGCAGAUGAGGAGAAAGCGGGGCUCCUCUAGAGGAGGUGUCGGGAGCUACGUCCCCCUCCCUCUCCGCCCGGCUGACUGAGGGAAGCAGGGGCCACAGCAUCUCCUGGGACCGGCUCCCUUGGGCGCGAACGGUCCUGGAAGAAACCCACAGUCCCUAGAGUGUGAAGGAAAAAAAGCUGGCCUGGUUUCUUCCCUUCCUAUAGGCACUUCCUUUUGCUCAGUGCAAUACCUACCAGUGCUGCUAAAGCCAGGGACUUAGCUUAGACCUCAAAGGGCCCUGUCAAGGCCUCUCAAUGCAACAUGUGCAGUAGCCAUAAGCGCAGCAAACGCUGCCCCAUGACCUGUGAGACUUCUAGCUCCUCUAUCUCAGCGACGGCCACCUUCACCCAGCCGAAGCAGACCGGGACCCGAGGUGCCUGGCCCAGGGGAGCGGAGAGUUCCCAGCAACCACCUUGGCUAUCGUUAUCGAGACCCCUCUCCCUCAAACCAGCUCCUCUCUAGCCUCGGUCACUCUCCCUCUUAUUACAGCAUUCAAGAUGGUGGCAGGCUUCCCUCAGGAAGGGAGGGAGGGAACUAGAUCGGACUGUUCCUCCUUCCAGGCACAAAACCCAUGACCUGGCUCUAGCCAGGAAGGCCCCUGGCUGAGUGGCAAAGGACAAGGGGCAACCGAAAGAUGAGGAACCCACAACUCUGCCUUUCAACCCCCCACCAGAGGUGGUACGGUCUUCUCUUUUGCAUACCCUGUUCCCAGGGACAGUAGGGCUCCCACACGCCAUUUUAAUCACACCGGUUCUGUCAAAAUAAGCCUUCUCCUUGACUGAUUUUUGGGCAGCCUGGGCCUCAUCAGGGUUAAAACAGCCAAGACAGAUCCACAUCACAGCACAUACUUCAGUGCCCAGAGCCUCUCCCCUUAGACUCUCCAGACCAUGCACCGUUCGGAUCACAGGACCCCCUAACGCCCCUCUCGCCCCCACCCACACACACACUCAGCAUUUGAAUUUGUGUAAAUAUUUAUUUUUGUGUGUGAACAAUACUACAAAGUAACCAACAGACCUUUUGCAAAAUGUUACCCCGAGCAAUUUGUGAAAGUCUUAAUGUUUAAAAAACAAAAUGGCUGAGACAAUCGCCGCCUUAGAAUUCUUGUUAUCAAUUGCUUACGUUUCAUCUUCUUGAGGCAGCAACCAGGCUAAUCCCAGAGCUAUCAGUCUCUUGACACACUGACAUAAGACACGGGAGAGGUUCCCCUCCCAAGGGACUGUGUAAAGAGCAGCAUUUGCUACAAUUUGAAGUUGGAUUUUUCUGAGUUCAAGCCGUCUUAACAGAUCACUUUCGGCCCUGCCUUAGUAUUGUGGUAAGAGUGUAGGUUUAAUGUGAAACACGUGCCACUGGGAGAAGACGGGACUCUCAGGUGUAGCUGAAGGACAAUAGAUUCCCCAUCACGUUACCAUCACCUCAUAGGUUUAACCUGCACCUGGUGGGUCAGUUCGUUUUGAAGCCCUAAUGAUGAAUGGCAGAAUCUGGAGCAGGUUAUUAAGUGGAAACAGGACCCCAUUUUCUAGUAUAGUCACAGAAGUCUGGGUUCUUGGUUUGCCUUUUUUUUUCCUCAUUUAACGAUGCAGCUUCUCUCUCCUCCCUCCCACCCCCUACUCCAUACUCCUCACUGUCUCCCAAGUACCAGCAUGCUUGUUCCGGCUGUAGGUUUGAAGAACAUGUUCUUGUCUGCCCUGACCUCCAUUCCAACUGCAGCUGUGCUCCCUAAAGCUGUUUCAAAGGCCGUCCCAACUGUCCUAAAUUCUUGUUGAAGGGCCUAAGGGCUAAACUCCCAUUUUGGAUUCUAAGAGAAAAAGGAAAGGAUGGAAGCAGAACACAACAGCAAGAAAUGUUUGGGAUAGGGCUUAGAGGAUUAGGGAAGGCAAGCUGUAAACGAGGAGAGGGGCGAUGGUCAGGACUUGAGAUUCUGUAGAGCAAACCCAUGGGAGAAACCCAUGAUUGUGUUCAGCCCAUCGGAAAUUCAUCUUUACCUUCAUACCUUGUACACAUGGAUUAUUCGAUUCCUGAGGACAGUGUUGCAAUGAGGGGGAAAAGUGUUCAGAGGAUUUCCAAACAGGUGAGACCCUGUCUAUUCCCAAUCCAAAGGGCCACUCACCAUUCCAGGGGUGGCUGGCGGAUUAACUACCAGUCCAUUUUCAAAAUGCUGCUUUGAACUCAGAGGGUUAAUAUACUUUUAAUUUGUAAUUUUUUGUAAAACUUUUUACAAGGUAGUGUAGUAUUUCACCAGAAUACCAGUUUCAAUCCGUCCAUGGUCUGAUUUUUAUAUAAUUUAGUGGUGCUUUAGAAAUUUUUGGUUUUUGUUGGUUCCGAGCUCAAGAGCUCAAUUCUUUGCCUGUAUCUACCUAAGACCAAUGUGAACCUUUGUCUUUUGGCUCCUAAUUUUGGACUCAGUGAAAGUGUACUGUUUACAUGUACAGAUCCCCCCAUCCCUGUGUGGUCUGCAAGACUCGCCCGUUGAGGAGGAAGAUGCGCCUCACUCAACUCAUCUGCUUAGCAAAGCCACAAAUCUCUCCUCUUUUACCUGUGUUUCCACCUAAGAGAGAAAAAAGAAACAUAAUUUUUUAACCUCACCACAACAGAUCUAGGAUUUGCUACAAACAUUUCUGGAACUAGCAAAUCGUUUCCUUUUUGCAUGGAUGGCCCACGGUCCUUUGUCUUGUGGUUGGUCUAGCAGUGAUAGUCAAAGUAAGGACACCUCUUGAUUUCUUUGGUUGGUAAGAGGCAUAGAUGGAGAAUUGUCACCUAAAUGGGUCCGAUUCUCCUCAUGAUAAAGCAGAAGUUAUUCUAGCCUUUGGGUCCAAAUGGCUAUCAAGGGACAAGGCCAGUAGGCCUUCGCCCUCUGGCACAAUUACAGGUUAUUAGGAAAGUAUCAAUCUGACACUUUCAAAUGUGUCUUCAGUACUCACCUGGGACACUUAGGGACCCAGGAGGGAAUAACCAUCUUUUGAGAGAGGCUCAGAUAGCAAGCACUUAAGACAAUGGAAGAAUUCCAACUUCUAAAGGUGACACUUUACUGCUUAAUCAAUUAUUUCACCUCUAAAUUAUAUUUUUACAGAGAUGCACCUAUGCAACUUAACGUGGCUUUUUUAAGCAGAUGAGGACUUCCUCCUCAAUGCUCUCUAUAAAAAUUAUUUGUGUUCUAUAUAGUGGGUUUUUUCCAGUAAAUGUGGCUUAAUAUUUUAAUUCUUAGAAUGUGUGUCUAUUCUAUGUGAUGCAACUGAAUUCUGUUUUGUUUGUGGAAUGAUUAGCACAGGCCAACGCCCCCCCCUCACUUAACAAAAGACCAAUGAGCUGUUAAUCAAGCUGUUCUCUCCAUGGUAUUACUUGCUAAAUGCACUGAUUUCAUAAGUACGUGGAAUCCUUUUUCUUUGGAAUCUGUAUAUCAUAUAUAAGACUGAAUCUACUUAAUAAACACACUGUAUAACAAA
Messenger RNA from Antechinus flavipes (yellow-footed antechinus), 6984 nucleotides. It is a transcript of the gene NOL4L, whose product is annotated as nucleolar protein 4 like. The transcript is spliced from 11 exons. The record is from RefSeq and is a predicted model, not a curated record. Bases 223 to 2289 code for a protein of 688 amino acids. Lineage: Eukaryota; Metazoa; Chordata; Mammalia; Dasyuromorphia; Dasyuridae.